AUGGCUCCAUACGAAGCUCUUUACGGAUGGAAGUGUAGGUCACCUAUCGGAUUGUUCGAGGUUGGGGAAACUAAGUUAGUAGGACCAGAGUUGAUACAACAGGUAGUUGAGAAGAUUAAACUUAUAUGGAAAAGGUUAUUAGUAGCUGAGAGUCGCCAGAAGUCCUAUACAGAUAAUCGACUACGAGACUUGGAGUUUCAGGUAGAUGACUGGGUAUUUCUAACGGUAUCACCGAUGAAAGGCAUUAUGAGAUUUGGAGAUCCUUCUAGAGUCAUUCCAAUUGACGAUGUUCAUAUCACAGAGCAGUUAUCAUAUGAGGAAGCUCCCAUUGCUAUACUAGGUAGAUAG
This is a messenger RNA of Nicotiana attenuata, 348 nucleotides long. RefSeq lists its product as uncharacterized. Bases 1 to 348 code for a protein of 115 amino acids. The record is from RefSeq and is a predicted model, not a curated record. Lineage: Eukaryota; Viridiplantae; Streptophyta; Magnoliopsida; Solanales; Solanaceae. The transcript has 2 exons.